GAAGGGAACACAACUACUAACCGGGAAUAAUUUCGAACUUGCAGAUGCAGUUAUUUUGAGCCAAUGGAUUCACUCGCACGGAUUCCUGAAACCUGCCGUUGUUUCCUCUUUUUUUUAUUUAACAAAGAACAAAGCUUUCCCCUAUAAAAAUGUAACCAUCAUUUCUUCACCCACCCAUCGACCUUUCUGAGCUCAUCUUUUACCCUUCUCUCUUCUCUCUCUCUCCCAUCAAACACUCCAAAGACUAGACCUUUUCUAAGCAGUUCAAAUGGACUAUGCUAGACGUUCAAGGAGGCCUUGUUUCAUUGAGGAUGAUGGGUUGGCUUCUCUUGCAGACAAAGAAGCUGGAUAUUCAGGAAGCCAUUACCAAAGUCAUAACCAAAAUGGGUUUUUCUCAAGACCUCUUUGUUACUCAAGGAGGAGUAGUUUGAGGAAUCUGUCUUCUUAUUCCGUCUCUUCUUCUCCAAGGUCUGCCAGGUUUUAUGAUGCAAGAUUUGAAGACCAUCAACCCCAUUUCUUGGAUGCUUGUUUUCUUUGCAAGAAACCUCUUGGGGGUAACCGAGACAUCUUCAUGUACAGAGGGGACACACCUUUCUGUAGUGAAGAGUGCAGACAAGAGCAAAUAGAUAUAGAUGAGGCUAAGGAAAAGAACUGGAACCUUUCUUCCUCAAUGAAAGCUUUGAGAAAGAAGGAUCAAAGGAAAUCUACAUCUCCUACGAAAGCUGGAGACCACCCUCUCCCUGCAGGCACUGUUGCAGCUGCCUAAAUCACCUCACAAAGUAAAUAAAGAACAUAUCUACCAUAUAUAGAUAGUUGCAAAAAAAAGAAAGACAAGAAAAAGGACAUGGAGAUCCAUGAAGAAAAGGGCCAAGGAGAGGAGGAAGAAGCCUAUUUUGAGGGCUAUUUUCUGGGUUUUUGGCCCUUUUUUACUUUUAAAAAACAUAUAUGCUAGUUUUAACUGUGAAUGUUAUGUAUAUGAAAGAGGAUGUGAAAUAGCCUGGAUCUACCGUAUGAGGUGGAUCUUUUUUUGGGGUUGUUUCUCUUGGUUAAUUAGAUUUGAUUUUUUUUUUUGAACAAACGCUAAUGCAUCGAAGAAGAGUAUGAGAAGGGGAACCUUUGUUUUGGCUCUUCGUGGUCUAUUUCUGUACUAAUUUCCUUUCUAUUUUCAGUAUCACUAAUGUUAAAUGCGAAUGGACGUAAAUGGAACUUAAAAAGCUGUUUUCUUUUGUGGAUUUUAAUUUCAUUGUUAAGAUUAUUGUUGUUGCACUCUCUAUUCUUUUUACCUUUAGGCUUCUUUGACAAGUCCAGAGGUGAAGUGGGAAUAUGGAAAAGAGAAAGAAAAGUGCUUUUUUUUUUUUGGAAAAAUGCAUUUGCGUCUUAGUUCAGGACUUUGUGGCUUGUACAAUUACCUGCCACGCUCCCACCAGGAAAACAAUGACCAUUUGCCAUGUUAGGCUUCAUCACCAAUCCUCCACCCCAC
Durio zibethinus is the source of this 1480-nucleotide messenger RNA. RefSeq names its product FCS-Like Zinc finger 1-like. NCBI's taxonomy places the organism in Eukaryota, Viridiplantae, Streptophyta, Magnoliopsida, Malvales, Malvaceae. The record is from RefSeq and is a predicted model, not a curated record.